CGAAGAUCUGUGUUCCAAAAGGUCUUCGUGGACGUGUAGGAAGCGAGUUAGAGGGAGAAUCUGGCGAGGAGCGGCAACAACGCCCGUCCCAACGUCCCUCCGAGGGUGUACAGCGGACCGAGCUUCAGAUCAGCUGACGACCGGCUCCUGUAAACGUUUGCCCGAGAUAACGUUUCGCUGGCUUUUUCUUUCUUUUGUUGUUUCUUUUUCUGUUUGCUCUACAAGAUAGUGUUUAUACCCUUAGAGCUGGAAAUCAAAAGGGCUGUCAACUGAGUUUAUAAAGAUGUCACCUUGAGGUUUCAAUGAUAGUCUAGGGUUUUCUAUAGUAAAAAAAAAAAAAAAAAAAAAAAAAAAAAAAAAAAAAAAAAAAAAAACGCAUUUUGCCCCCACUUUGUGUAUAUAGUCCUAACAAGUGUUAUACCAUUGCAACAGAUUCAGACAUCCUGAUUUCUUUACAGAACGGAAAAAGAACAGUUGAUAACCCUAUAAAAAUAAGCAUAGUACUGGCCUACUGCCACACAAAACACUCUUUUGGAUAUACUCCGAAGUUCUUUAAACUCAGCAUCGAACUUCUGAGCCAAACAGGAGCAACCAUGACCCACAAAUAGGCCAGCGACUCCGCCCGAAGAGGAAACCCGAGCGCCCAGGAGCCUCUCGAACGCCCCGUCGCCCCCCCUCCCUCCAAGAUGGCGAACGCGGGUCACCUGGUGCGGCGCACCUCGCAGCGGGAGAUGAUCGUGCCGCAGAAGAGCCUGGACCGCCUGGAGAUGAGGGACAUGCGCAACCGGCUGGUGCAGGAGAACGGCGGCCCCUCCUACGGCACCACCAACCAGGCCUUUGAAGACCCGCAGAAGAGACAAAGCGUCAAGAAAAGGACCACUAGUGUGACCAUCCCCGAGGAAGCCAUUCAGAGUCCUACUCGUUCAGAGAAGGAGGAGUUGGGCGCCCUCUCCUCGCCCCCGCCCGGAGACGCCGUUCCCACCGCCGCCGGGAAGCCUGGCGACGGCGGCGAGGACGACCGUGAGUCCUGGGACAGCAAGUGGCAGUACCUCCUGGCGGUGAUCGGGUACGCCGUCGGCCUCGGCUCCGUGUGGCGCUUCCCGUACCUCUGUCAGAAGAACGGCGGCGGUGCUUUUCUGUUCCCUUACCUGAUCAUGCUGGCGGUUGAGGGCAUCCCCAUUUUCUACCUGGAACUCGCUGUCGGUCAGAGACUCAGGAAAGGAGCUAUUGGUGUCUGGAACCAGGUCUCGCCUUACUGUGGCGGCAUCGGCGUGGCUUCAGCUUUUGUGUCCUUCAACGUGGCUCUUUAUUACAACACUAUCAUAGCCUGGUGCCUCUACUACCUGGCGGGGAGUUUCCGGAGUCCCCUCCCGUGGUCGGACUGCCCCAAGAAAUAUUACGAAAACGGAUCGUAUACCGUGGUGCGGGAGUGCGCGAAAAGCAGCCCCACAGAGUAUUUCUGGUACCGAGAAACCCUCGAGAUUUCCCCAGACAUCAACCACCCUGAGAAGUUCAACUGGAAGAUCGCUAUUUGUCUUCUCAUCGCAUGGCUCCUCACCUACCUGUGCAUGGCCAAGGGUAUUGCGUCAUCCGGAAAGGUUGUGUAUGUGACAGCCACAUUCCCCUACUUGGUACUGGUGAUUUUCUUCGUACGAGGCAUCACUCUGCGCGGCAUGGAAGACGGGUUAAAACAUCUCUUCACCCCAGACUGGGAAAAGCUCCUCGACCCCACCGUCUGGCUCGAGGCGGGGACGCAGAUCUUCUUCUCCCUCGGCCUGGCCUUCGGGGGGCUCAUCGCCUUCUCCUCCUACAACCCCGUGCACAACAACUGCUUCCGAGACGCCGUGGUCUGCGGGCUCAUCAACUGCACCACGGCCAUCUUCGCCGCUAUCGUCGUGUUCUCGGUGCUCGGUUUCAAAGCCAACAUUACCUUCGACGAAUGCACGCAAGAGAGGGAGAGGAUCUUGUUGCAGUACUUCAACACCACCGACAUCGACCCCAUCCCGCCGGGGGAGAUGAUCAGACCUACCCGGCAGCAAAAACAUCCCCAUCCCAGACCCUCCCCGAGUGGGGACCGCAAAAGGGGACGCUAA
Messenger RNA from Penaeus monodon (black tiger shrimp), 2093 nucleotides. Its product is annotated as sodium-dependent neutral amino acid transporter SLC6A17-like. The transcript is spliced from 11 exons. Gene Ontology annotation, cellular component: plasma membrane. The coding region runs from base 687 to 2093 and encodes 468 amino acids. The record is from RefSeq and is a predicted model, not a curated record. NCBI's taxonomy places the organism in Eukaryota, Metazoa, Arthropoda, Malacostraca, Decapoda, Penaeidae. Gene Ontology annotation, biological process: sodium ion transmembrane transport.